UUAUAUAUAAAGUAUAAAAUGGUGAACGAAAUAUGCAUAUCUAGUAUUGGGGUUACUUCUAACGGCGAUAAUAUCGAUACGAACAGAAGAAGAAAAGAUAAAAAAGCCGAGGAUGAUGUCUUAUACGGAGUUAACGAAAACCCACCCAUUGGGUUGACCUUUCUUAUGGGAAUUCAGCACUUUCUUCUCUCCAUAGAUGGUGCCGUUGGUAUUCCGUUGAUGUUAUUUGGAGUUUUGUGUUUUGAUGACAGUCCACAAACCGAAAUAUCAAAAACAAAAAUUAUAGGAGCAUUCUUUUUCUUGGCGGGAGUCGUGUCGUUUGUCCAGACGACAUUUGGCGUAAGAUUGCCCAUAGGUCAGAUUGUCUCGUUAUCUCAUUUUGUUUCUCUCACUGCGUUAAUGAGAGGUGAGAAAUGGAAAUGUCCUUUGCGUAUUAAAAACCUUACUGAUGUCAAUUUUACUUGGUCUUCGAACGUCUCUUACCUGUAUCAAGAUAAUGACGGUAGAUUUCUUGGAAGCGAUGAAGUUUGGCAGACAAGAAUAAGAGAGGCACAAGGAGCGAUUAUCAUUGUCGCCAUUGCUCAAAUUUGUAUCGGGGCUUCGGGAGCGAUUGGAAUUGCCAUUCGAUUUAUUGGACCAUUGACCAUUGGAUCGUGCCUUUUUCUUGUGUCGUUUUCUCUAGCUGAUGUGGCUGUCAAAUUCUGUAGCAUUUAUUGGGGAAUUCCAAUGUGCUAUAUAUUGAUCGUUAUCGUAUUCCAAUACUUGUCCAAAGUAAAUGUGCCGUUGCCUAUCUGCAGCACGAGAAAGAAGAAAUUUUCAUCAACAAAGAAACCUUUGUUUGCGAUGUUUCCGUUUCUGAUUGCUCUACUUUCCGGAUGGCUUUUGAGUUACAUUCUGACAAUAACCAAUGUGUUACCGCAAGAUAAAUCAAUGAAAGCCUUCAGAGCGAGAACAGAUAUAUCCCCCAAUGUUAUUUCUAACAGCCCAUGGUUCUCUUUCCCCUACCCUUUUCAGUGGGGAUGGCCGACUUUCAGCAUUUCAACUGUUCUGAUUUUCAUAGCCGCUCUUCUUGUUGGGAUUGUCGACUCCUUGUGCGAUUAUUAUGCCAGUGCAAAAAUCGUCAAGAGUCCGGUUAUUCCAAAACAUGCCAUCAGCAGGGGUAUCAUGGUUGAAGGGUUUGGAAUUCUUGCACACGGACUAGUAGGAACUGGAAACGCUACAACCACAUCUGCUUCAAAUUUGAUUGGACUUGGAGUGACCAGAAUUCACAGUAGAAGGGCACUUCAAGCAAUGGGAAUCAUUUUUGUAGUAUUCGGACUGAUCACAAAGUUUUGCAGCGUUUUUGUUACUUUGCCGCUUCCUGUGGUCGGAGGUCAACUAUGUAUUUUGGCAGGAUUUUUAUUUAGUGUUGGUGCGGGUACUGCUGCUUAUGCUGAUUUAUCGAAUACAAGAAACAUGUUCGUUCUUGGGUUCAGUGUAUUUAUGGGUAUUGCUUUUGAAAUGUAUCUGAAGCAAAAUCCACAAGGCAUCGACGUUGGAAUUACUGAACUGAACGAAAUAUUUCGUGCAAUACUAGGAACUGGAAUGCUCGUUUCUUCUAUCGUCGCCUGUUUUUUGGAUAACACAAUGCCUGGAUCAAAAGAGAGUCGUGGACUCCUGAGAUGGCAACACGGUGAUGUGACAGAAAACGGAAAAGAAGGAGACGAAUCUAUAUAUGAUCUUCCGUUUAAAACUGACUGUGGUUGGACAAGAUUCAUUCCAUUUUGUCCCAACUUUGGUAAAAAACGAUCAGAAAAAGAGGAUGAAGACAAUUCCAAAAUUUAAACCGAUUAAGAGAAAUACCGGAGAUAGAGUUCUGCUAAAUUGCAUUCUCACCAAAUUGCGACAAGUUUUUCAGACACGAUACGAACAGUAAAAUAGUUAUAAUGUUUGGAUUCCCAACUGUAGAUAAUUAAUUAAUCAUGUAACAUUUUUUGAUCGGAUUGGAAGCCAUGGCGCGCAAUUGCACUUGACAAUUUUCAUGCAUUUUGUUUCAAUGCGAUAGGAUGUUGGAGGACGAUGCGCUGGUGUACUUGUAUUGAUGCACAAAAGUUCUUUUACAAUUCGUCGCGCGCGAAAGAUAUAGAGUUGAUAAAAUGGAAAACGCUUCCUAUACAAUUACCUUUGUGUAUUAUAAGCAGUACGGAGUAUUGUAUUGUACAGAAAACUUGCCCUCGCUGGAAAUGAUAACCUUCACAAAGUUUUAAUCAAUGGUUUUCAAUCGGGGUUAGUACAGUGCAGUGAGGGAUUCUUGAAGAUUUCUUUCGAGUGAGAGUCUAUUAAUAUAUAUGUGUAUAUUGCCUAAAUGAAAUAAAAUCCCUAUUAGGUUUGUCACUAUAAUCAAACUUUCUACGCUUCAAAGGUCCUUUUGUUUAGUCAUUACGAAUAUAUUAUAUAGUUUAUAUAAUUCAGACAACAAAAUACAAUCAAACUAUAGCAAGAGGGCUCGUCGAGCUCCUG
This is a messenger RNA of Styela clava, 2499 nucleotides long. The record is from RefSeq and is a predicted model, not a curated record. NCBI's taxonomy places the organism in Eukaryota, Metazoa, Chordata, Ascidiacea, Stolidobranchia, Styelidae.